AUGAGUUUCUCAGCCCCAGUAGACCCCCUCGCCUUGCUGAGAGGCGGAGACGAGCGGGCGCUGGAGAAAGAUGAGGAAGACGAAGAUGACGAUGACGACGACGACGACGACGAUGACGUGUCGGAGGGCUCCGAAGUCUCCGAGAGCGACCGCCCGGCCGGCGCCCCGCACCACCAGCUCAACGGCGAGCGGGGUCCGCCUUGCGCCAAGGAGAGGGUCAAGGACUGGCCGCCCUGCGGCUCCCACCAGGGCCAGGAUGAAGGGCGGGGCCCCGCACCUGCCAGCGCCUCCCGCCAGGUGUUCUCCAUGGCGUCCAUGAAUAAGGAAGGGGGGACUGCCUCUGUUGCCACCGGCCCCGAUUCUCCAUCUCCUGUGCCUUUGCCCCCCGGAAAACCGGCCCUCCCUGGGGCGGAAGGGACCCCCUUCAGCUGCCCCCCGGGGCGCAAGGAGAAGCCGGCCGACCCGGUGGAGUGGACGGUGAUGGACGUGGUGGAGUACUUCACGGAGGCCGGCUUCCCCGAGCAGGCCUCCGCCUUCCAGGAGCAGGAAAUCGACGGCAAGUCGCUGCUGCUCAUGCAGCGCGCCGACGUGCUGACCGGGCUGUCCAUCCGCCUGGGCCCCGCGCUCAAGAUCUACGAGCACCACAUCAAGGCGCUGCAGCAGGUCCACUUCGAGGACGACGACCCCGACGGCUUUCUAGGCUGAGCGCCCCGGCCUCGCCCUCCCGCCCCCAAACCCAUUCCAGACCCUUCCCCCCUCAUCCCCCCCAAACCCCAGAGUCCAGGAUGCUGGACUGGUGGGAGGGGGGGCAUUGCCCUCUCUUUGUCUCAUACACCACCUGCACCCCUAAAACAAACCCGCUCCACCGUGGAGGACAGUGUGGACUCUGCCUGAUCGUUCAUCUCCCCACCCCCAGGAGGCCAGCCUGCCCCCCCACACACACCCGGGACAUUUUUGGAGAAAAAGGGCAGGGGGGGAACUUCCUAUCUCCCAAGAUCCUCUCUGUUCAGCCGGAUGUAUCCUGUAUACGUGUUUUGUUUUUUUUCUGCCUGUUCAUUGGCGGGUGGUCUUUC
Molecule: messenger RNA, 1073 nt
Organism: Dipodomys ordii (Ord's kangaroo rat)
Lineage: Eukaryota; Metazoa; Chordata; Mammalia; Rodentia; Heteromyidae
Gene: Samd1
Product: sterile alpha motif domain containing 1
Exons: 5
Coding region: 1-705 (234 amino acids)
Molecular function (GO): protein binding
Source: RefSeq, a predicted model, not a curated record